Gossypium raimondii (Peruvian cotton) is the source of this 697-nucleotide messenger RNA. RefSeq names its product ubiquitin-like-conjugating enzyme ATG10. Gene Ontology annotation, biological process: protein lipidation; macroautophagy; protein modification by small protein conjugation. Gene Ontology annotation, cellular component: intracellular anatomical structure. Gene Ontology annotation, molecular function: Atg12 transferase activity. The record is from RefSeq and is a predicted model, not a curated record. Lineage: Eukaryota; Viridiplantae; Streptophyta; Magnoliopsida; Malvales; Malvaceae.
AUGUCAAAUUCGUCUCAUUAUGGUUUUCUUGCUUCAUCAAUGAGCCUGCCAUUAGAGGAGGGUUACUUGUCACUUGAAAAUAUAUGCAUUUCCAGGCCAAAUGAGAAGAUAUUGAUCAAAUUAGUCAAAUUGACACCGGAAGAAGAGACACAUUGCUCAAGAAAUGAAGAUGUUCUUGAUGACGCCACAUUGGUUCAAAGCAAUCAUCAUGAAUUACAUUACUGUGACUUUCAUAUAGUGUACAGUAGUACAUUUAGGGUUCCAGUGCUAUAUUUUCGUGCUUACUGCAGCGAUGGAAGACCUUUGCCAUUGGACGAAAUAGAAAAGGAGCUCCCUGCAUGCGCUUCAAAGGAGUUGCAAAAAAAAAAAUGGACAUUCAUAACUCAAGAGGAACAUCCAUACUUGAAAAGACCAUGGUACAAAUUACAUCCAUGUGGGACUGCUGAGUGGAUGAAGUUGCUUUUUCUCAGUGACACUGCUAACCCUAAAUUUGAAGUGGUGCUGGAACUAUAUCUUCUAUCAUGGUUCUCAGUUGUUGGCCAAGUGUUUGGUCUUAGAAUCUCUUUUAAAAUCUCAAACUAGGGCUGAUAGUCAAAUUUUACCGUAGGUUCUACCACCAUUGAAUCCCAUAUUACAAGUGUUUGUUCUAUUUUUCUUCAUCUUUUAAAUAUAAAAGGAUUGCUACAUCUUCCAGCUA